Arachis duranensis is the source of this 1460-nucleotide messenger RNA. RefSeq names its product protein DJ-1 homolog B. Lineage: Eukaryota; Viridiplantae; Streptophyta; Magnoliopsida; Fabales; Fabaceae. The transcript is spliced from 8 exons. Gene Ontology annotation, cellular component: nucleus; cytosol. Gene Ontology annotation, molecular function: protein deglycase activity. Bases 33 to 1328 code for a protein of 431 amino acids. The record is from RefSeq and is a predicted model, not a curated record. Gene Ontology annotation, biological process: protein deglycation, glyoxal removal; guanine deglycation, glyoxal removal.
AGGCUUAAGAAUAUAGAUUAUAGAAAGCGCAAAUGGCAUUGCGUCACUUACGAGUCCUCCCUCACCCACUCACUAACUUCACUCCUAAACUCUCCCCAAACCGUCCCAAACACCGCGUUUGCUUUUCACUCUCCGCUUCCCCAAUAAUGGCUUCCAUCUCUCGAAAGGUAUUAGUUCCGAUUGCCGAUGGCACCGAGCCUAUGGAAGCCGUCAUCACCGUCGACGUGCUACGGCGCUCCGGUGCAGACGUCACCGUUGCAUCCGCCGGAAAUCAGCUCACCGUUCAAGCUCUCCACGGCGUUAAGAUCGUAGCUGACGCUGUCGUCUCCGAUGUUGCUGACACCACCUUCGACCUCGUCGCUCUACCAGGAGGUGUUCCAGGCGUUGAUAAUCUUAGAGAAUGUGGAGUUCUGGAAAAGUUGGUGAAAAAGCAUGUUGAGGAUGGACGACUUUAUGCUGCAGUGUGUGCUGCUCCUGCUGCAGUACUUGGUCCAUGGGGCUUGCUGAAGGGGGUGAAGGCAACUUGUUAUCCCGCAUUUAUGGAAAAAUUGGCAUCUUACACGACAACUGUUGAGUCAAGGGUGCAACUGGAUGGCAAAGUUGUGACUAGUCGUGCACCGGGCACGACCAUGGAGUUUGGGGUUGCGCUGGUUGAGCAAUUAUAUGGAAAACAGAAAGCUGAUGAAGUUGCUGGUCCAUUGGUCAUGCGUUCUAAUCACAGUGAUGAAUAUGUUUUUGCGGAGCUAAACCCUGUGCAAUGGACAACUGAAAAUCCUCCCAAGAUUCUUGUACCAAUUGCUAAUGGCUCAGAGGAAAUGGAAGCUGUGAUCAUCAUUGAUAUACUGCGUAGAGCAAAGGCAAAUGUUGUGGUAGCUUCUCUUGAGGACAAACUAGAGAUUGUUGCAUCACGUAACGUCAAACUGGAGGCAGAUAUGCUCCUUGAUGAGGCAGCUAAACUUUCAUAUGACCUUAUUGUAUUGCCAGGUGGACUUGGUGGUGCUCAAACUUUUGCAAAGUCAGAAACCUUGGUGAGCUUACUGAAAAAGCAGAGGGAAAACAGAUAUUAUGGAGCAAUUUGUGCAUCCCCAGCCUUGGUCUUGGAGCCUCAUGGCUUACUAAAGGGGAAAAAAGCCACGGCAUUUCCUGCCUUGUGCAACAAGUUAUCAGAUCCGAGUGAAGCCGAAAACAGGGUUGUAGUUGAUGGCAAUCUUGUUACCAGCAGAGGCCCAGGGACUUCUAUAGAAUUCGCAUUAGCUAUUGUGGAGAAGCUUUUUGGACGCAAGCUAGGACUAGAACUUGCAAAGACCAUAGUGUUUACAAGCCCAUAGAUAGUGUAUUUAAAUUACUGUGCUGAUGUACUAGAGGUUUGUGUAUGAAUAAUCAAUAAUGUGAGUCAUAUCUGAACCCUGAGUGAGGUAUAAAACUAUAAAUAACACGGUGAGAAAUGGUUUUGUUAAUAA